This is a messenger RNA of Mollisia scopiformis, 920 nucleotides long. RefSeq names its product ARF/SAR superfamily. Bases 499 to 867 code for a protein of 122 amino acids. Gene Ontology annotation, molecular function: GTP binding; GTPase activity. NCBI's taxonomy places the organism in Eukaryota, Fungi, Ascomycota, Leotiomycetes, Helotiales, Mollisiaceae. The record is from RefSeq and is a predicted model, not a curated record. The transcript has 3 exons. Gene Ontology annotation, biological process: protein folding. Gene Ontology annotation, cellular component: cytoplasm; microtubule cytoskeleton.
ACUCUCUAGACCUAGCCUAGAAGCUCUUUGCUGACAUGUCAAAAUUGAUUGUGCCUUCUUGUUGAAAAUUGCAGAAUCUUCACGUGACAACAUUUGAUUGGAAUCUCGUGUCUUCCUUCAACCGCAAUGCAAUCGAGGUACUUCUUAACGCAAGACAAACACGGCCGCAAAAUUUCAAGAUGCUGUCGAUUCUACGGAAAGCGAGGCUGAAGGACAAGGAGAUGAGAAUCUUGAUGCUGUACGAAAUUAAAUCCGAUAUUGAAUUCUGCUAACAUCGCAUCUGUACAGUGGUCUUGAUAAUGCCGGCAAAACAACCAUAGUGAAGAAGAUCAUGGGCGAGGAUGUCAACAGCGUUAGCCCCACCCUAGGCUUCAUCAUCAAAACUAUCGAUUAUGAAGGGUCGGUUCUCAAGCACAGUUGUUGAAGCCAUGCUAACUUUCGUAAGGUAUAAGCUUAACAUAUGUAGGUUCUUCUUUGGGCUUCAUGCUCGGGGUUCUGAUGACCAUAGGGGAUGUCGGUGGCCAGAAGACCUUACGAUCGUACUGGAGGAACUAUUUCGAGAAGACCGACGCUUUGAUCUGGGUUGUGGAUGCCACUGAUCGAUUGCGAGUGGACGAUUGUCGUGAAGAGCUCCAUGGACUCCUACAAGAAGAGAGGCUAUCUGGAGCAAGUCUCCUCGUGUUUGCGAACAAGACAGAUGUUAGUGGGUGUAUGGACGAGGACGAAAUUCAACAGGGGUUGCAGUUAGAUGCUAUCAAAACGCAUAAAUGGCACAUAAUCCGAUGCAGUGCUAUUACAGGUGCGAAUCUUCAAGAAGGUCUUGCCUGGGUCAUACAGGAUGCGAAAGCAAGAUUAUUCCUGUAUUGAGUCAAGAUGUGUCUCUCACUAGUGUGCAGUGCUCUGGUUGGUGUAAAGCUUCG